UCUCUGAUUGGCAGAGCCGAGUCAGCGCCCAUUGAUGUCACAAGCUGUGUGGCAUGGUUGUGUGGAAGCCCGGCACACCCGGCAGCGUGUAGUGGAGAGGUCGGCCGAUCAGUCAUCUCGGGUCACACUACAAGGAGAAUGGCUGCCUCCAAUAGAAUCGCCCUGGGGCCACUAGUGGGGGCCAUCGAUCAGGGCACGGGGUCCACCCGCUUCUUGGUCUUUAACGCCAAAACGGCUGAGCUGCUUAGUCACCAUCAAGUGGAAAUUAAACAGAAGUUUCCAAAAGAAGGAUGGGUGGAGCAGGAUCCAAAGGAGAUUUUGCAGUCUGUGUAUGAAUGUGUAGAAAAAACCUGUGAAAAACUAGCUCAGCUAAGCAUAGAAAUCACCAACAUCAAAGCAAUUGGCGUAAGUAAUCAGAGAGAAACAACUGUUGUGUGGGACAAAACAACCGGAGAACCCCUAUAUAAUGCUAUUGUUUGGCUUGAUCUGAGGACCCAGUCAACGGUUGAUAGGUUGUUGAAGAAAAUUCCAGGAAGGAACAAGAAUUUUUUCAAGAAUCGAACUGGGCUUCCUCUGAGCACCUAUUUCAGUGCAGUAAAACUACGGUGGCUGUUGGACAAUGUGGAAGAAAUCAGACAUGCGGUGGAAGAAGGCAGAGCCAUGUUUGGUACUGUGGACUCCUGGAUUAUCUGGAGUCUUACUGGAGGGAAGAAUGGUGGUGUGCACUGUACAGAUGUGACCAAUGCAAGCAGAACUAUGCUGUUCAAUAUCAACACUCUGGAGUGGGAUGUAGAGCUCUGCCAGUUUUUUGAUGUUCCCAUGAGUUUGCUGCCAAAAGUGAGAAGUAGUUCUGAAAUCUACGGACUAAUGAAAAUCUGUCCUAGCCUGAAAUCUGGAGCCUUGACUGGUGUUCCAAUAUCUGGGUGUCUCGGGGACCAAUCUGCUGCACUGGUUGGACAAAUGUGCUUUCAAGAUGGACAAGCAAAAAACACAUACGGUACUGGUUGUUUCUUGCUGUGUAAUACAGGGCCGAAGCCUGUUCUAUCUGAUCAUGGCUUGUUGACCACUGUGGCUUACCAGCUUGGCAGAGACAAGCCUGCUUGUUAUGCGCUUGAGGGCUCCGUUGCCAUAGCUGGAGCUGUGGUGCGGUGGCUAAGAGAUAACCUUGGCAUUGUUAAGACGACAGAGGAAGUAGAGAGACUUGCUGCUGAAGUUGGAACAUCAUAUGGCUGCUACUUUGUUCCAGCAUUCUCAGGCCUCUAUGCACCAUACUGGGAACCAAGUGCCAGGGGAAUAAUCUGCGGUCUCACUCAGUUCACGAAUAAGAACCACAUAGCAUUUGCUGCUCUUGAAGCUGUUUGUUUUCAGACCAGAGAGAUUCUAGAUGCAAUGAACCAAGACACUGGAAUUCCUCUAAGCCAGCUACAAGUUGAUGGGGGCAUGACUAACAAUAAGAUCCUUAUGCAAUUACAGGCCGAUAUCCUAUGUAUUCCUGUGGUAAAACCUUCAAUGCCUGAAACAACCGCAUUAGGAGCUGCCAUGGCUGCAGGAGCAGCUGAAGGAGUGGGUGUCUGGAGUCUUGACCCCAGUGACUUGACUGCAGUGACUUGUGAACGCUUUGAGCCACAGAUUAAUCCAGAAGAAAGUGAAUAUCGCUAUGCUCGAUGGAAAAAGGCAGUUAAGAAAUCAAUGGAUUGGGAAAGCUCAGAACCUACAACCAAUGGAAAAGGUGAAGCUAGUAUCUUCACUAGUCUUCCUUUGGGCUUUUAUAUAGUCAGUAGCAUGGUAAUGUUAAUUGGAGCAAAGUAUAUAAGUGCUUGACAAAUGAUUUCUGCAAAUCAAGUGUUGGUGCUGAUUUUAGAGCCUUAGCUUGCCAACAAGAGGAAAUAUUAUUUUGGUGAACUUUCCACCUGUCCCAGAAUACUUUCCACCUAUCUUUAUUUUAUUUGACAUUCUUCCUGCUGCUUAACUGCUGUACCAGCAGGCAUAAGACUUUUCCGCUGAAUGGCCUGCAAUCUAAUUUAUGUGAAGGUUAUGCUACUGAGACCUACUUUUACCAAGAGUAUACAGAGGAAAUCUUUAUCAUUAUGAUGACAAUGAAGGGAAUGCUAACCUCAGUCAUUGCUAUGACCGGACUUCUGAGGACAUAUUUGCACUUAGAGAUUCAUAGUAAUAAAAAUCCUCGGGAAUUCUUCUUGUAACAUUUUGAAUGACUGAACAGGGAAAUUUGUACAGAUAUUUUUUGAUGAAACCGUAAUUGCUGAAUGUUAAGUUAAAAUAACUGGUAGUUUUCAAAUCCAGCAAAGACAAUUAGAAGUGAGUUUUGUUAUAAAUUGUCAAUUCUAAGUCACUUAAACAUUAAUUGUGCCUUUGCAUUUCCAGGCUUGUUUAUAUUUAAAGUUCUUGCAUACAUAAUUGUUUUUGUUAUGGUUCUUAAUGUAUUUCUCACAGUUGGGUGUAGAAUUUUAAUUAACAGUGCCAUCAGUUGUUUUGCUAAAAUGGGGGGAAAAAACGAAAUUAAUUCUUAAAGGUUUCUUAUAAAGCAAGCUGCUUCGAUGUUUUAGGUACUUGAAAGGAAUUUUCUCUUUAAUUGAAUAAUAUAAUAGUAUUAAUGAUCCAUUUUAUAGCAAUGGAAUGGCGAUACUAGUUCACCUGCAAGUUCAUUAAACUAGUGUCACCUGUUAAUACACCAAGUCAAGAAGUGCAUUUCUGUCAACAUUGGUAAACGUGAGCAUUAAAUUCAUACACAGGUGUCAAGUUGCUACCAAUAGCUACUUUUUGGCACAUCCGAGUGUUGCCUUCA
Rana temporaria (common frog) is the source of this 2803-nucleotide messenger RNA. It is a transcript of the gene GK, whose product is annotated as glycerol kinase. The coding region runs from base 139 to 1821 and encodes 560 amino acids. NCBI's taxonomy places the organism in Eukaryota, Metazoa, Chordata, Amphibia, Anura, Ranidae. Gene Ontology annotation, biological process: triglyceride metabolic process; glycerol metabolic process; glycerol-3-phosphate biosynthetic process. Gene Ontology annotation, molecular function: glycerol kinase activity. Gene Ontology annotation, cellular component: mitochondrion. The record is from RefSeq and is a predicted model, not a curated record. The transcript is spliced from 21 exons.